Cavenderia fasciculata is the source of this 1557-nucleotide messenger RNA. RefSeq names its product peptidase D (gene pepD). Bases 1 to 1557 code for a protein of 518 amino acids. The record is from RefSeq and is a predicted model, not a curated record. Gene Ontology annotation, molecular function: metalloaminopeptidase activity; manganese ion binding. The transcript is spliced from 4 exons. NCBI's taxonomy places the organism in Eukaryota, Evosea, Eumycetozoa, Acytosteliales, Cavenderiaceae.
AUGAAUGAUUAUGAUAAAAGAGAUAUGGAUUCAACAAAGUGUUGUGAAGAUUUACACAAGGAUUCUCACUAUUCCCCUGGUUAUUACUGGUUGGGUAAUAAUACACUCAAGGUAGACUUGAGUCUUCACAGAGAUAAUCGUGAAAGAUUAGUUGAAAGCAUUCUUUCAAAUGAAAAGGAUAUUCAACCAAAUUCUUUUGUAUUAUUCCAAGGAGGUAAAUCAAAAUGUUAUUAUGAAACUGAUAGAGGUAAGAAGACUUUAACUUGUUCAAGAAAGAUUCAAAAUGAAAUUAAUGAGAAAAUGUUCUUUUGGGCAUUUGGUAGUGAUAUGCCAGACUGUUAUGGUACUAUUUCAUUGAAUGCUGAUAAAAAGGCAGUCUCUACAUUAUUUAUUCCACGUCUCCCAGCCGAAUAUGCUACAUGGCUCGGACAAAUCCACACACCAGACUACUACAAAAAGAUCUUUUUGGUUGACCAUGUCGAGUUUACCGAUCAAUUGACCCAAUUCUUUAUGACCAACAACACCAACACCAUCUACACUGUCCAAGGUCUCAACUCUGACAGUCAAAGCACCUCUGAUCUCACCACCUUUGAGGGUAUUGACCAAUUCUCUGUCAACCACAAGUUGGCAUACCCAUACGUCGCCGAGCUUCGUGUCAUCAAGACUGCCAAGGAGGUACAAGUCAUCAAAUACUCUGUCGAAUCGACAUGCAAGGCCCACAUGGAGGUGAUGAGAAAGAUUAAAGUAGGCAUGAAGGAAUACCAAUGUGAAGCCAUCUUUUUGUACCACAUCUACCACGACCACGGAUGCAGAAACGUUGCCUACACUUGUAUCUGUGCCGCCAACGCCAACUCUGCCGUACUCCAUUACGGACACGCUGGUGAACCAAAUGCCUCGACCAUUGGUUCCGGUACUAUGUGUCUCUAUGAUAUGGGUGCUGAAUACCACGGUUACGCCUCUGACGUUACUUGUUCAUUCCCAGCCAACGGAAAGUUCACCAACGACCAAAAGAUUGUAUACAAUGCUGUGUUGGCUGCCAACCGUGCUGUCAUUGCCACCAUGAAACCAGGUGUUGAAUGGAUCUCGAUGCACAAGCUUGCCGAGCGUAUCAUCCUCGAACACCUUUUAGCCGGUGGUUUGCUUGUUGGUACCAUCGACGAAUUGGUCGAGAACAAGAUUGGAUCUGUUUUCUUCCCACACGGUCUUGGUCAUCUUAUGGGCCUUGAGACUCACGACGUUGGUGGUUAUUUGGGUGAUGCCAAGCCAAAGGUCAACUCUCUCCGUACCACUCGUUCACUCAAGGAAGGUAUGGUCAUUACAGUCGAACCAGGUUGUUAUUUCAUUGAUCAUCUCCUCAACUCUGCCUUGGCCGAUCCAGUCAAGAGCAAGUUCCUCAAUCAUGAAGUCAUUGCUCGUUUCCGCAAGUUUGGUGGUGUUCGUAUCGAAGAUGAUAUUUUGGUCACUGCUGACGGUUCUCUCAACCUUUCCUCAACCGUUCCAAGAACCGUUGAAGAAAUUGAAGCUUUCAUGUCAAAGAAGAAUCUUUUUGAUGAUUAA